Messenger RNA from Toxorhynchites rutilus septentrionalis, 4032 nucleotides. It is a transcript of the gene Oga, whose product is annotated as protein O-GlcNAcase. NCBI's taxonomy places the organism in Eukaryota, Metazoa, Arthropoda, Insecta, Diptera, Culicidae. Gene Ontology annotation, biological process: glycoprotein metabolic process. Gene Ontology annotation, molecular function: beta-N-acetylglucosaminidase activity. Bases 219 to 3701 code for a protein of 1160 amino acids. The record is from RefSeq and is a predicted model, not a curated record. The transcript is spliced from 5 exons.
GUAAAAAAUAAGUCCUCUUCUGCAACACAAAUACACAAUUCAUGUUCUGCCGAAACUCUGUUCGGAUAUUACGAUUUUAAGAGUAUUACUAAACUAGGUUAAAUGUUUUUAGUGGAAUUUUACUUAGGACACGCAAGUGCUAUCUGCUAGAUAAAAGAAAACAUCUGAAAAUCUCCAAACAUAUCGUGAAAGGGUGUGUAUUUUCUUAGUUUCCAACAAUGGCUGAGACGUCCGACAUUUCUGUGAAUGAACACCAGCAGCAGCAGCCGCAACCUACGCCGGAUAUUUUGGAUGGUUCGAAAAACAUUGAUAACGUUGAGCCUGCCAGUGGUCGUUCGUCUGGUUUUAUAUGUGGAGUGGUAGAAGGCUUCUACGGACGACCUUGGACAACCGAACAACGGAAGGAUCUUUUCCGAAAGUUGAAACAAUGGGGAAUGGAUUCCUACAUCUAUGCCCCCAAAGAUGAUUAUAAGCAUCGAGCCUACUGGAGAGAACUCUAUACCGUCGAAGAAGCGGAUCAUUUGACUGGAUUAAUUUCUGCGGCCCAUGAGCAGAACAUAGAUUUUUACUAUGCUCUUUCACCAGGACUAGAUAUCACGUACAGCAGCAGUAAGGAAAUAAGUGCUCUGAAACGUAAACUCGAUCAAGUUUCGCAAUUCGGCUGUAAAGCAUUUGCGCUUCUUUUCGAUGACAUAGAGCCGGAGAUGAGCAAAGCGGAUAAGGAAAUUUUUCAAAGUUUUGCCUAUGCACAAGUCUCGGUCACGAAUGAAAUCUACAAUCAUCUGAAUUGCCCCCGCUUUCUUUUCUGUCCCACCCAAUACUGUAGCACCAGAGCAGUUCCCACCGUGAAACAAUCCGAAUAUCUCAACACAUUAGGAUCUAAACUAAUUCGAAAUAUUGACAUUUUGUGGACCGGAUCCAAGGUGAUUUCUAAAAUACUAACUGUUGACGAUAUACAGGAAAUCACUGAAGUUCUCAAACGUGCCCCGGUCAUCUGGGACAACCUGCAUGCAAACGACUACGAUCAAAAGCGAGUUUUCCUGGGUCCAUAUUCUGGGCGCUCUCCGGACCUAAUUCCUCUGUUGCGUGGAGUCGUCACCAAUCCGAACUGUGAGUUCCAUGCCAAUGCAAUUGCCAUACAGACUCUCGCUUUCUGGAGUAAAUGUAGUUCCGAUACUAAAAUUAGUUCGUCGAUUUCGUCCGACAUCAAGUUGGAGACGGAGAAUGAGGAAGGAAUCUGUCAAGAAGAAGCACCAGCGUUCCUACCGAAGAAUGUUUACCAUCCCAGAUUGGCACUGAAAAAUGCUAUCGCCAACUGGCUACCCGAGUUUUUCCAGGAAAAACAAGCAUGGGGACCUAUUAGUAAACCGCAGCCGGCUGUCACUAUGGUUAUGCCAGUUAUCCCAAUUAUACCUUCCGUGAAUACCUGUAUGACGUUAACCUCGACCAGCACAACUACAACCACCAGCGCGAAUAUCCUACCAGUUCCAGAGGUUAAUACAACCCAAUUACAGCUAUUCGCUGACGUAUGCAGCACAGUUACGAAUGCUUCGGAAAAUGUCCCAGCGCCCAUAAUGAACUCCUUAGUAUCGGCAACGAAGGUGAUAACUAAUGAGACAUUGCCGAAUCCGGUGGCUGCUGCGGUAAGCAAUAUUUCGAUCCCUUCAACCAUACCUAUUUCCAGUUAUCCUCUCCCGAUCAUGAGUAUUAAAGCAGUCGAGGAUCCUGCGAUCGGUGCAUCUGUGUGUGAGGAUUUAACGGUUAGGAAGGACUCCAUUGAAGGUGAAACCGAAACCAUUAGUAAGCCGUUGGAUGGAGACACUGUUAUUGAGAAUGAUUUGGAUCAUAAACAGCUGCUCGAAUCCAGCGAGAAGCAAGCGUCGCCUGCCUCGGAUAUUCCUCUGCUAGCGGACGAGGAAUUCAAGACUAACGAGUACGCCGAGGUCCAACUGGACCAGACGACUGAAAUACGAAUGGUGGAAGAUGGCGAUUCCGAAGUGAAAAUGAUUGAUCUGGAGGAAAAUGAAGUGAAGAUGGUGGAUGCAAGUGAAGUUGACGAAAAAAUGAUCGACAGUGAGGACGGGGUUCUUAACCCGAUUAAAAUUAAUGUAGAGGAUCAAGACGUGAAGGUCGAUGGAGCGUUGAGUACUAUUCCCCGACCAUGUUCGACCACGAUAGGUGCAGAACCAAUGGAAUGUGGAAGCAAUUUUACGUCGCCAAAACACGUUCUGAAGGCACAUUUUGAUGAUGUAAUGAUGUCGGAAACUACUUCGACAUGUUCAGGCAGUAUGCAAGUGGAGAGUUCUGAUACUUCCCUUAUGUCGAAUGCGGAAAUGGUCGAGGACAAAAGUGCUAGUGACAAGGAAAUUACGACUCACGACAUAAUGCUACUCUGUGAUCUGUUUUAUUUGCCAUUCGAGCAUGGGAGCAAAGCGCUGCAACUGCUGGCUGACUUUUACUGGUUGAAAACGAACGCGAGUGUUCUUUCCCGAUUAAAUCUGAAAAAAUCUACCCCUGGUUCUUCUGAUGCCAAAUCCACUGGAGCAUGCAACAGUGCAACAGAUAACCGUGGAAAUGGUGAACAGCUAAACGGCAUUCCUCCGGCCUGCCUAGGUUUAAAUAUAAAAGAUAGUGGCAUAAGAAGUGAAGUACAAGAGUGGUUACGUCGUUCAGAAUCGUUUGAGAACCUUUGUCAGAAUAUUUUCCAGUUGGCAAGAAAAAUUGCCCGAUGUGCCAACAAAGAACUCUGUUACGAUUUGUUCUCCUACGUGUGGGAUAUCGUUGCCGUUUUGUCGCUGUUAAGCGCGUUCGUCAAAUGGUUAGCGCUAGGUCAUUUCCCAGAUAACGUGAAUUCGUUUACUCAGGGUGGAUAUACCUGGUUCAGCAAAGGCUGGAAGGAAACGUUCAUGUCUGGUGAUCAGGAACCUUGGGUUUUUCGCGGUGGUCUCGUGUCAGAUCUCCAACGUCUUAUCCCACUAGACGCCGGAAACGAUUUGUUCCUUUACAAACUGCCCGAAACGUCUGCUGUAAACUUGUAUACGCUACGACCCUACCUAUAUACCGACGAGACAUCCUUGUACAGUAUUUGCAAUCGCACAAUACAGGACGGUGACGAAAUCAGUGAGAGACUACCGGAUGGUUUGUCGAAUUUGUAUGCUGAUCUGGACCUUGGACCAUUUCUGACGCUUGCUCCGGAAUUUUGCAUACUAAUUGAAGACAACAGCGCUGGUGUUGUUGGGUACGCUUGCGCUGCGCUUGACACGAAAUCGUUCAUUCGGAAAAUCGAACAAUGUUGGAUACCGGAGAUGUGUUUAAAAUACCCACUUUCGUUGCUACAGGGCCACGAUUCUAGCGAAGAUUGUUCGAAAGAGACUUCAAACGCUGUUCCGCAGCGUGUUCAUGAUAGUAUUAUGUACUUCCAUAACUUUAAGAAUGAUUAUCCUGCCAGUGUUCUUAAUACGCAUCCGUCACUCAUGAGCUGUCACAUUCUGAAAAGCGUUCUCGAAGAAGACGAAACGGUCUGCAAGCGAGUUAUAACGGUUUUAUUGGCUGCACUUCGUUCGAACGGAUCUUCAUUCGGUGUACACGUGUGCAUCGACCGUUCGGAUAGAUUUCUCCAUCAGUUCUACACGAAAUUAGGUUUUAUCGAUAUUUACAGAGACGACGGCGACUCUAAAUUGUAUUUAGGAAGGAAUUUCUGAUAGAGGAAUAUUGCUGUAGCGUGUUUUUUUUCUUGUUGCAAAUUUCGGUAUCUCGCAUUUGUUUUUUUAUCGGUGCUCAUAAUCAGAACUUCGACAUAUGACAUUAUGACAAGGAAAUUAUCUUGCUAUACUUUGUACUGUACUCCUAUCAACUAGAACGAAACGAUUUGUUUAGUCUUAUCAUGAUCAUAAUAUCCACUAUCGUGCAUAUGAAAUAGCGAUUUUUUGGAAUGCAUCACUAUUGUAAGCAGUAUAACAGCUUCAAGCCUAAUUAAUUAUUUGUAAAUUUAGUUAUUUAUCGGAAAUACAAAGAAACAAUAAUCAUGUUCAA